CAGCUGUUGAUCCGAAAAAAAAAAUUGGAGGGAAAGCGCCAAGGUAUCAUUCGUACGGCAUUUUUCACUUUGUUCGUUGCGACUUCGUUUCUUUUGUUUUCUUUGAUUAAAUACUAAAGCAAUAAUCAUUUUCUGUCUAGAAGACACAAACGGUAAAAAUACUCCUAAAUCGACUAUCCAGUGAUUCGCGUUCUUCAAUUCUUGUGAAAUUUUGUUCGAUCGAUUUUGUCGAUCUACAAAACACGCGUUUCCCGUUCACAUCGAAAGGACAAUGCCGCCGAAAAGUUCGUUGAAAUUUCCCGUAACCAAGAGUAGUGGCCGUCUUGCGGCGAAAAGGAAAAGUACCAAAGAAAAAUUGAAUGAUGAACAAUUUGACGAUCAUUGCGAUAGUAUUUGCAAAGAGAACAAAAAACCGAAAUUGAACGACAAUAUUGACAAUUCGUCUUCGAUCGACGAUGAAAUGCAGACAAUAACUGACGCUUUGAGUAGUAGUACCGGCGAAGAGUUCCUCGAGAGAAACGAUCAAAUUAAAACAAUUCGUUCUCAUUUGACUAAAUGUCUGAAUAAAAAAGAAUCCGUUUCGUUGUAUUUUUGCGGACCUUCUGGUACUGGAAAAACGGCCGUUAUCCAGUUUCUACAAUCUCAAAAAGACAUUCAAAGUAAAUUCACCGUUGUAUACGUAAAUUGUCUCGACCAUCAAACUAACUGCAACGAUGUCUAUCGAGAAAUCCAACAGAAACUCGGAGGAGACGCGAAAAUGGGUAAAACUGUUAAAGACAACGUUGAUAAAUUAUUGAAAACUUUGAACAGUCAAAAACAGCCUGUGUUAUUAAUAUUAGACAAAGUACUCAAAUUGAGCACGAAAAAUCAAGCUGUACUGCAUUCGUUGCUUCAGUUGCCUUCUCAAGUACGAAACGGUCAAAUGGUUUUGAUAACAAUAGGCCAUAUACUCAAUUUUGUUGAUCGAUUUUUAUCCCGUAUGGCGAAUGGAGCUUUCAUGAAACCAUUCAUGGUGGAAUUUCCUCCGUACAGUGAUCAAGAAAUAGUCAAUAUAAUUCAAAAAAGACUGAAUAAGAUUAACCUUAAAAGUAUAAAAUUCGAACCAGCUGCUAUUCAGUUACUGGGUAGAAAAGCUGCAGCAAAUUGCUGCGACGCUAGAAAUGCCUUAGAACUUACCAAAGAAGUAAUCAAAGCGUGUAUCGCAAAGAACACUAAAGAUGGAGUUUGUACCAUCCAACCUAUCGAUGUACAAAUUUUAAUGACUGGUAUACUAGGAGAAACUGAGAAAUUCGACAGAUUGGAUCAUCUCCCAUUACAUCAAAAAUUGAUCGUUUGUGCGGUACUGAUGUUAAUCCGAGACCAGAAAUUCGACCGUACUAAGCUGGAUAUUUACAAAAUCGAGGACAUGUACUUGAAAAUAUGCAAGAAACAGAAAAUCGAACACUGCCGUUCGGAUGAAUUCAUCAAUUUGUGUUCUUUGAUUGAAUGUACCGGAGUAUUUUCAAUUGCUGGUAAAAAACGAGAUAGACAAUCAAAGGUGACUGUGGAGUGGAAUGAAGAUGAAAUUAAAAGCAGAUUUUCAGAUAAAUGUCUUUUUGGCACCAUUCUAAGUUCGUAAACUGAUCUUUCAAGAUUUACUCGACUCUGUUCGUACAUAACGAAUUUAUACAGUAUUAUUUAUUGAGUUUAUGUUUGUUCCUCGCAGAAUGUAAUGAUAAAAUAAUAAACAAUUGCAUUGUUGAAA
Messenger RNA from Planococcus citri (citrus mealybug), 1744 nucleotides. It is a transcript of the gene Cdc6, whose product is annotated as Cell division cycle 6. The transcript has 9 exons. Gene Ontology annotation, molecular function: ATP hydrolysis activity; DNA replication origin binding. Bases 272 to 1618 code for a protein of 448 amino acids. Gene Ontology annotation, biological process: mitotic DNA replication checkpoint signaling. The record is from RefSeq and is a predicted model, not a curated record. Gene Ontology annotation, cellular component: nucleus. Lineage: Eukaryota; Metazoa; Arthropoda; Insecta; Hemiptera; Pseudococcidae.